AUGGAGUUUGACAGAGUAGGGGCUGGACCAGUUAAGUGCCUUAGACUUUGGUGUUUUACUGGGUGUGACAUGGAACACAAAGGCAAAAGAGGCAUAGUGUGUGUCACUGGGGCUUCAGGUUUUCUGGCUUCUUGGCUCAUUAAGCGACUUCUUUUAUCUGGCUAUCAUGUCAUUGGAACAGUCAGAGAUUUGGGGAAGCAGAAGAAGUAUGAACAUUUGUGGAAGCUGGAAGGAGCUAAGGAGAGACUGGAACUAGUCCAAGCUGAUUUAAUGGAAGAAAACAGCUUCGACAAUGCGAUCAUGGGAUGCAAAGGAGUCUUCCACAUGGCCUCUCCUGUACUCAAUCAUAUAUCAGAUCCCAAGUCAGAAAUAUUGGAACCCGCAGUGAAAGGAACGCUAAAUGUGUUGCGCUCUUGUGGAAAGAAUCCAGCCCUUGACCGUGUGGUUUUAACAUCAUCGUCUUCAACUAUUAGACUAAGAGAUGAUUUUGAUCCAAAUGUACCAUUAGAUGAAUCAUCUUGGAGCUCAUUGGAAAUUUGCGAGAAACUGCAGGCAUGGUAUGCGAUGUCAAAGACAAAGGCAGAGAAAGCAGCGUGGGAAUAUUGCAGAGAGAAUGGAAUAAAUUUAGUGACAAUUUUGCCAUCAUUCAUAAUUGGACCAAGCUUGCCACCAGAUUUAUGUUCUACAGCAUCUGAUGUUCUAGACUUGCUCAAAGGGGAAACCAAGAAAUUCCAAUUGCUUGGGAGGAUGGGAUACGUUCAUAUUGAUGAUGUUGCCCUUUGCCACAUCCUUCUUUACGAACAUGAAGCUUCCCAUGGCCGAUACCUUUGCAGCUCUACAGUGAUGGAUGAACAUGAUUUGGCAGCAUUGCUAGCCAAUCGUUAUCCUACCCUCCCCAUCUCCAAAAGGUUCGAGAAAUUAGAUAGACCAUAUUACGAACUAAACACUGGAAAGCUGAGGAAUCUAGGAUUCAAGUUCAAGUCUAUUGAAGAAAUGUUCGAUGAUUGCAUUGCAUCACUUGUGAAGCAAGGCCAUCUCAUUCUUCAUCAAGGCCAGGGUGCAAUUUAA
This is a messenger RNA of Abrus precatorius (Indian licorice), 1068 nucleotides long. Its product is annotated as tetraketide alpha-pyrone reductase 1. The record is from RefSeq and is a predicted model, not a curated record. Bases 1 to 1068 code for a protein of 355 amino acids. The transcript has 7 exons. Gene Ontology annotation, molecular function: oxidoreductase activity, acting on the CH-OH group of donors, NAD or NADP as acceptor. NCBI's taxonomy places the organism in Eukaryota, Viridiplantae, Streptophyta, Magnoliopsida, Fabales, Fabaceae.